UCAAGCAGUUCAGUUUCAAAGCUUUAUCAAGAAUUAAAAAAGGGCGUUUGUCAUCGAUUACCUAGUUACGGGGCUACGUCUGAAUGACCAUUCUGAUAUUAAAAUUGUAAAAACGUAAUAUAUAUGUUCCUAUCUUUGUACAUAUUUUUGUUAUAAUUAUGUCUAUAAAAGUUUUCACUUGUUUUACAACACUACAUAAGUUGAGGGCUUGUAUUACUUUUGCCUGGAUAUUUUAAUAACCGGCACAAGAAAUAGAGAUUUUAAAGGCAGUGUAUUAUUUGCUAAAAAUGACUGCAUUUGAAGAAUUUGGCGUAUUGCCGGAAAUAGCCAAAGCUAUUGAAGAAAUGGAUUGGACAUUACCCACUGAUGUUCAAGCUGAAGCUAUUCCACUUAUACUUGGCGGUGGUGAUGUAUUGAUGGCAGCUGAGACUGGGUCUGGUAAGACUGGAGCGUUUUGCUUACCCAUUUUACAAAUAGUUUGGGAGACUUUACGUGACUUGGAAGAAGGAAAAAUAGGGAAAAGUGCCAGCUCAACGGCUUUGGUAGCUCCUUGGACUAUGUCUUUCUUUGAUCGUACUUCAGCUUUAGCUGUUACACCGGAUGGUAUGCGUUGUCAGUCAAGGGAAUUUAAGGACUGGCAUGGGUGCCGUUGUACAACGGGUGUUAAAGGAAAGGGAAAGUAUUACUACGAAGCUACAGUUACGGAUGAAGGACUCUGCCGAGUGGGAUGGUCUACCGAAAAGGCUAAUCAUGAUUUGGGUACAUGUCGCAAUGGUUUUGGGUUUGGUGGUACUGGAAAAAAAUCAAAUAACCGUCAGUUUGAUGAUUACGGGGAGGCUUUUGGCAAAAAUGAUGUUAUAGGCUGUUUAUUAGAUUUAGAAACUAUGGAAAUUUCAUUUUCAAAAAAUGGUGUGAGCUUAGGGGUUGCUUUCCGUUUAAACGACAAUUUUCGAAACGAAACAUUUUAUCCCGCUGUCGUAUUGAAAAACGCAGAAAUGCUUUUUAAUUUUGGGAAAACGGAUUUAAAACAUUUACCUUCGAAAGGAUUCAUUGCAGUCAGCCAAGUCAAAUCAUCCAAUUCUAAAAUUAAUCCGUUAGCAAGCCCAACAACUAAUGCCGAUGCUAAUAAACCAGCACCAAAUGCACCCCAAGCAAUUGUAAUUGAGCCUAGUCGUGAAUUGGCAGAGCAAACUUUUAAUCAAAUAGAAAAGUUUAAGGUACAUUUGAGUAAUCCAGAUGUUCGAUCAUUACUGUUAAUAGGUGGAGUUAAAGUUGAACAGCAGAAAAAUGCACUUCAACAAGGAGUACACAUUGUAGUUGGAACUCCUGGUCGUUUGGAAGAAAUGAUUGGUGGCGGAUUUGUCCAAUUAACGCAUUGCAGGUUCUUUGUUUUGGAUGAGGCUGAUGCAUUGUUAAAGCAAAAUUAUACUGAUUUAAUUGAUCGACUGCACAAACAAAUUCCAAAAAUAACUUCUGAUGGACGUAGACUACAAAUGGUUGUUUGUUCAGCUACGCUACAUGCGUUUGAAGUAAAAAAAAUGGCUGAUCGUCUUAUGCAUUUUCCUACAUGGAUUGACCUAAAAGGAGAAGACGCUGUUCCUGAAACAGUUCAUCAUGUAGUUUGCAUAGUUGAUCCACAAAAAGAUACCACAUGGCACAAUUUACGUGAGCAUAUCCGUACGGACGGAGUACAUUCGCGCGAUAAUGUUCAUCCACAAAACCAUACACCGGAAACGUUUUCUGAGGGCGUGAAAUUAUUAAAAGGAGAAUAUUGUAUAAACGCCAUAGAGGAACAUAAAAUGGAUAGAGCAAUUAUAUUUUGUCGAACCAAACUGGAUUGCGAUAAUUUAGAACAUUAUCUAAAAUCUCGUUGCCAACAGCGAUACUCUUGUGUUUGCUUACAUGGGGAUCGUAAGCCACAGGAGAGAAAACACAAUUUGGAAUUAUUU
Molecule: messenger RNA, 1949 nt
Organism: Teleopsis dalmanni
Lineage: Eukaryota; Metazoa; Arthropoda; Insecta; Diptera; Diopsidae
Gene: Ddx1
Product: ATP-dependent RNA helicase Ddx1
Exons: 4
Molecular function (GO): ATP binding; nucleic acid binding; RNA helicase activity
Source: RefSeq, a predicted model, not a curated record